AUGGUCUUAACACUUUUUAGUGUGCUGAUCGUGGACAAGCCCUGACAAGAACGUACAGUCAAAGCUAAUGUUAUGCAUGGCAGGUCAGCUACCAAAAGGUUCUCUUUGCAAUGGUAAUAUAAAGGUUACUGUCGGAUUGCCCCCAGAUGCAGUAGUUAACAUGGAUGUUGUAUCAAGCAAGGUUUUAUUUUCUAAAGGUCAAAGGUUGGUGCUUGAAUAUGAACAAGCAGCUACAUGGAGUGUGUCCUCUUCUGGUCAGGGGACCCUGUCAUUUCAUGUGAAGUUCAAACUAAUUAAAAACCGGGUCCUGCCAAGAUUUGAAGGCUGCUGGAAAGUGGCAAUAGAUCCUCUUUUUGUGGAUGAAGAAACCUGCUUCCCUACUGAACCUAAAACGUUUGCGGACUAUUAUUCAUGUACAAACAGUAAAGGAAAGAUUGGAUCAGUGGUUCAAAUCACCCGUCCCCCUCGCAUUUCUAGCUGGAAGCUGUGGAGAAGUAGCUCCAACACCAUGGAGAUGGAGAUGCUGAUAACUAAUCUGCUUGCUGAAGCUGCCAGAAUCAGGAGGGAUUUCAAUAUUGUCCAUUCUAAUGAAGACCUUGGAAUAUCUGUGGGUAUAAAUGAAGAACAGCAAGUUGAUCAGAUAUAUAUGAUAUUAUAGAAAGAUGGAGAAUGCGUAGGAGAAAUGCAAAAGCAACAUUGUAGGAAGCUGUUGGCUGCUGAAACAUCAUACAGUAAUUAGUUCAAUAAUAAUCUUUAACCCGCUGCAUUUGUGUUUAAUAUCAAAAUAACCCAGAAAGAAAAUAACGAGUGUUUUCAUUU
Messenger RNA from Rubroshorea leprosula, 819 nucleotides. NCBI's taxonomy places the organism in Eukaryota, Viridiplantae, Streptophyta, Magnoliopsida, Malvales, Dipterocarpaceae. The record is from the annotation of a GenBank genome assembly.